AGAGAGAGAGAGAGGCUACAUUUCUAGAGAGAGAAAGUGAGAGAUAAUUUUUUUUUUAAUUUUUCUCUUCCUUCUUGUUGUUGUUAAAAGGCUUUGAGAUCGUCUCCGUUCCGUUUUUCUCCUUUCUAAUUCCUCGACGGCCUCGAGGUUUAUAGGGAGAGAUAAAGGAAAAAAGGGCUUCGAAGCAGAAAAAGGAGGAAGAAAAACCGAAAAAGGAAAUUUUUUUUUCAAUCUUUUUCUCCCUCUCCUGGAAAAAUAGAUAAAUUUUCCUGCAAAGUGUUGUCGAAUUUUCUUACGAGGUGGUUAAUUCACGAUCUGAGCUAGGGUUUCGAAAAUGUUGAUAAGAGAUGCGAAUUUGCUUUGAUUUUAGUUGGCCGAUCUUGAACCUAGGGCUUAAUUUUGUAACGUCAAAGAAAUGGAUGUGGAUUCGUCGAUGGUGCCAGAGACCGAUCACGAUCAGAAUCACGGCGGAGCAUCACAAUCUCCAGCGCCGAUGGAGAGGGAGCAACAGCAACAGCAACAGCAACAGCAACAACAGCAAAGCCAGCAACUAGAGAACCAGGCUUCGCCGCCGGGACCUGGUGGAUCUCCGCCUCCUCCUGCGCAACAACAGGCGGCAGCAGCCGCAGCUACUGCUCAGGUACAGCCCCAAACUCCGGUGGUGGGGCCGAGGUGUGCGCCUACUUAUUCGGUGGUGAAUGCGAUUAUAGAGAAGAAAGAAGACGGGCCCGGCCCAAGGUGUGGGCAUACCCUAACGGCUGUGGCAGCUGUGGGGGAAGAAGGGACGCCUGGGUAUAUUGGGCCCAGGUUGAUUCUGUUUGGUGGUGCCACGGCACUUGAAGGGAAUUCUGCUGCUUCUGGGACUCCAUCGUCCGCCGGAAGCGCUGGCAUCAGACUAGCAGGUGCCACUGCUGAUGUGCACUGUUAUGAUGUGUUAACUAAUAAAUGGUCGAGGAUCUCACCCUUUGGAGAGCCACCUACACCAAGGGCUGCACAUGUGGCAACUGCUGUGGGAACUAUGGUAGUUAUUCAGGGUGGAAUUGGUCCGGCUGGUUUGUCUGCCGAGGACCUUCAUGUUCUUGACCUCACACAGCAACGACCACGGUGGCAUAGGGUUGUUGUUCAAGGCCCUGGGCCAGGGCCACGCUAUGGACAUGUGAUGGCUUUGGUGGGGCAAAGGUAUCUCAUGGCGAUUGGUGGAAAUGAUGGGAAGCGACCUUUGGCUGAUGUGUGGGCCCUAGACACUGCUGCCAAGCCUUAUGAAUGGCGUAAAUUGGAACCAGAAGGGGAAGGUCCACCUCCAUGCAUGUAUGCUACUGCAAGUGCACGCUCAGAUGGUCUUCUUCUACUUUGUGGAGGGAGGGAUGCAAACAGUGUGCCAUUGGCAAGUGCAUAUGGACUUGCAAAACACAGGGAUGGUCGGUGGGAAUGGGCAAUUGCUCCGGGUGUCUCACCAUCUCCAAGAUAUCAACAUGCAGCAGUCUUUGUCAAUGCAAGGCUCCAUGUUUCUGGUGGGGCACUUGGCGGUGGACGCAUGGUUGAAGACUCAUCAAGUGUUGCAGUGUUGGAUACUGCUGCGGGAGUUUGGUGUGAUACAAAAUCUGUUGUUACUAGUCCAAGGACUGGCCGGUACAGUGCUGAUGCUGCUGGUGGAGAUGCUUCAGUGGAGUUGACAAGGCGUUGCAGACAUGCUGCUGCAGCUGUUGGUGACUUAAUAUUUAUUUAUGGUGGUUUGCGUGGUGGAGUGUUGCUUGAUGACCUGCUUGUUGCGGAAGACCUGGCUGCUGCUGAGACAACAACAGCAGCUUCACAUGCUGCAGCUGCAGCUGCUGCUUCUAAUGUGCAUGCAGGGCGGUUGCCUGGGAGGUAUGGAUUUGUUGAUGAAAGAACAAGGCAAACAAUGCCUGAAGCAGUUCCUGAUGGUUCAGUUGUGCUGGGAAAUCCAGUUGCUCCCCCUGUAAAUGGGGACAUGUAUACUGACAUAAGCACUGAGAAUGCCAUGCUUCAAGGAUCCCGGAGGAUGAGCAAAGGUGUUGAGUAUUUGGUUGAAGCAUCAGCUGCAGAAGCGGAGGCUAUUAGUGCCACACUGGCUGCGGCCAAGGCACGGCAAGUUAAUGGAGAAGUUGAACUUCCUGAUAGGGAUCGUGGGGCAGAGGCUACACCUAGUGGAAAGCAGAUGUCUACCUUGAUCAAGAUGCCUGAUUCUGCUGGGUCAAAUAGUGUUGCUCCAGCUGGAGUUCGGCUUCAUCAUAGAGCUGUUGUUGUAGCUGCAGAGACUGGUGGAGCUCUAGGUGGAAUGGUCAGACAGCUUUCAAUUGACCAAUUUGAAAAUGAAGGUAGGCGGGUUAGCUAUGGAACUCCAGAGAGUGCAACUGCAGCAAGGAAACUAUUAGAUAGGCAGAUGUCAAUCAAUAGUGUUCCAAAAAAGGUCAUUGCGCAUCUUUUGAAGCCUCGUGGUUGGAAGCCUCCAGUUCGCCGACAGUUUUUCUUAGAUUGCAAUGAAAUAGCAGAUCUUUGUGACAGUGCUGAACGAAUAUUUUCAACUGAACCCAGUGUUUUACAGCUGAAGGCACCUAUAAAGAUUUUCGGUGAUCUCCAUGGACAAUUUGGGGAUCUUAUGCGCCUUUUUGAUGAAUAUGGUGCACCUUCAACAGCUGGGGACAUUGCGUAUAUCGAUUAUCUCUUCUUAGGAGAUUAUGUGGACCGGGGCCAACACAGCUUAGAGACCAUUACUCUUCUACUUGCUUUGAAGGUCGAGUAUCCCAGUAAUGUACAUUUAAUUCGAGGGAAUCAUGAAGCUGCGGAUAUCAAUGCACUUUUUGGCUUUCGUAUAGAGUGUAUUGAGCGCAUGGGUGAGAGAGAUGGAAUAUGGGCAUGGCAUCGCAUAAACCGUUUAUUCAAUUGGCUUCCUCUGGCAGCUCUAAUUGAAAAGAAAAUCAUUUGUAUGCAUGGUGGUAUUGGUCGGUCAAUAAAUCAUGUGGAACAGAUUGAGAAUCUACAGCGUCCAAUUACAAUGGAAGCAGGCUCGAUUGUUCUUAUGGAUUUAUUAUGGUCUGAUCCAACAGAAAAUGAUAGUGUGGAAGGAUUGCGACCAAAUGCUAGAGGUCCAGGGUUGGUUACUUUUGGGCCUGAUCGUGUUAUGGAAUUCUGCAAUAAUAAUGAUCUUCAGUUGAUUGUUCGUGCUCAUGAGUGUGUGAUGGAUGGCUUUGAACGCUUUGCCCAGGGACAUUUAAUCACCCUUUUCUCAGCCACCAAUUAUUGCGGUACCGCUAAUAAUGCUGGUGCAAUCUUAGUUUUGGGUAGAGAUCUCGUGGUGGUUCCGAAACUCAUUCAUCCUUUACCCCCAGCAAUGUCAUCACCGGAAGCAUCACCGGAACGUCAUAUAGAGGAUACAUGGAUGCAGGAGCUGAAUGCUAACAGACCUCCAACACCUACUAGAGGUCGUCCUCAAGUAACAAAUGAUCGGGGCUCUCUUGCUUGGAUAUAGUAGAUCCCUCCAAUUGUUUCCAUGAUACUCAUUUGGGCUCAUGCUACCACCUGGGGAUUCUGGUGUUCUGUAUAGAGCAUGAUGCCAUAUACAGGCAUUUUCCGAACUGGUAGUCUCUCCUGUUAAGAGUUUGAAGGCUUUAUGACAUUUUUGGUUUUUCGCCGGUUUUGAGCAUACGGUAGGCCUUGAGAUAAUGCAAGAUGCAAGUGUUCGGAAAGCAGAUUGCAGGCGGGAUUAGGUUGACAAUGAUAAUGUGGUGAAAGUUGCAAUCUGGGGUUGACCCCCUGUAAAUGGAGCCACAGGCAGAGGCAGGUAGAAGUGCAGAUGGGGUGGUUUUAUUAAGAAAGGGGUUGGUAGUGUGGGGAGUAUUUUUCACAUUUUAGUCUUUUGUUUUUUUUUUUUUCUUUUUAAAUUUUUAUAUAUUUUUUAUUCCUCGUUGUAGGUCUUCUAAUAUUUUUCCCACCUUUUGAGGUCCGUGCUUCCUUUAUAUGUGAUGAUGAUGAGAGAUAUAACAUUAAAAAUCUUGUAUCAUAGAGGUGUUGAUUGGUGUAAUUCUCAAUUCUGCUCUGUACAAUGUAACGUUUGUGUGAAGAUAAGAACACUGUUGUCCAACAUCAAA
Messenger RNA from Theobroma umbraticum, 4106 nucleotides. Its product is annotated as serine/threonine-protein phosphatase BSL3. The record is from RefSeq and is a predicted model, not a curated record. Gene Ontology annotation, biological process: brassinosteroid mediated signaling pathway. Lineage: Eukaryota; Viridiplantae; Streptophyta; Magnoliopsida; Malvales; Malvaceae. Gene Ontology annotation, molecular function: phosphoprotein phosphatase activity; protein binding.